UGUGUUCGUUAAUAACAAAAAAGGCUGUGACGGGCAGUUUUCUCAGCCAAUGAGCACCGAUCUCAUCUGCAUAGGCUCGUAUCCACCGUCCCUAAACUCUUAAAGAUGAAUCAUUUUACACGUUCUUAAGAAUACUCCUCGUUUCUGCUGAGAAUUAAUGCACAGUGUGGCCUACCUAUUAGUGGAUGGAAGACAGAAACCGCUUUUCUGAGCUCACCCUCACUAACAGUGGAGUUCAAGUGUUUCCCGCGAUCGCCUCCCUGCGUGCGGCCGUAACAGUGUUACAGCUCUUUUCGAAUUUGUCUAGUAGGCUUUCCGCUCUGUGCUGGAAAGCCCCUCACAUGAGCGUUUUUAACGACAGAUUCUGCGUUUAGUGCGGUUAGUUCUGUAAAGCCCUGGCCCUUGUUUGCUGGGGCCAUCGGGCUGUCCGCUCUCCCCGAGCGGGAGGUCCUGGCUGUGCCGGCUUCCGGCUCCGGCUGGCGCUUCCUCCCUUCCCUCCCUCCUCUCCCCGUCUGCCCUCGGGAAGCUGGCUCCUUCCUGCGCAGCCCUUCCGUGCUGCCUGUUCGCUCGGGUCUUGCGGCAGUGAUGGCGACCGCCUCGGCUCAGCCCGCGGCCCUGAGCGCGGAGCAGGCCAAGGUGGUCUUGGCCGAGGUGAUUCAGGCUUUCUCAGCCCCGGAGAACGCGGUGCGCAUGGACGAGGCUCGAGACAACGCAUGCAACGACAUGGGUGUCCUCAAGUUUGCUCGCUUGGUCAAGUCCUACGAAGCACAAGACCCUGAGAUCGCCAGCCUGUCGGGCAAGCUGAAGGCUCUGUUCCUGCCGCCCAUGACGCUCCCGCCACAUGGGCCGGCAGCUGGGGGCAGCGUGGCUGCCUCCUGAGUGCUGGCCCUGGCCUGGACCGUGGCUGGGGCAGGCAUGUACCAGAGGACAAUAAAUGCCCCGGUGACUUG
Messenger RNA from Ochotona curzoniae (black-lipped pika), 950 nucleotides. RefSeq names its product chromosome unknown C12orf57 homolog (gene CUNH12orf57). The transcript has 3 exons. Lineage: Eukaryota; Metazoa; Chordata; Mammalia; Lagomorpha; Ochotonidae. The coding region runs from base 586 to 879 and encodes 97 amino acids. Gene Ontology annotation, biological process: post-embryonic development. The record is from RefSeq and is a predicted model, not a curated record.